This is a messenger RNA of Galendromus occidentalis (western predatory mite), 854 nucleotides long. It is a transcript of the gene CSN8, whose product is annotated as COP9 signalosome subunit 8. Bases 194 to 784 code for a protein of 196 amino acids. Gene Ontology annotation, biological process: COP9 signalosome assembly; protein deneddylation. Gene Ontology annotation, cellular component: COP9 signalosome. The record is from RefSeq and is a predicted model, not a curated record. Lineage: Eukaryota; Metazoa; Arthropoda; Arachnida; Mesostigmata; Phytoseiidae. The transcript is spliced from 5 exons.
AACAUGAAACCAGCGCAAAACACAAGUUGCAUCUCUUGAGAGAAGCGCUCUAUCGCCGUCCUCGGUUACAGCGUUCUCAGGAAGCGGUCGUGAGCGGCAUCUCUAGAUCUCGCUGCAGCUUCCUUCGGGAGCUCCCUCCGGAAACUGCAGCCGGUGCUGACUUUUCAAAGAAUCGAGAGUUGUUCGGUCCGAAAUGUUGGCGACCGAAAAGCCAGAAGACAUUCGAUGGCGUUACGCGUCGAAGCUCUCGGAACUGGAGAGACUUGAAGUUGAUAGAGCCGGACGCGAUGACACUCCCCUUGAAGCACUAGCCGACAUGUACUUCCACCUGAUGGCGAUAUACCUAAUCAAAGACGACCUGCCCAACGCCAAGUUCGUCUGGAAACGAGCCCCUGACCCAGUCAAACGGGCACUGCCCGCGUUCAAACUCCUGCAUCAAGUUUUCUUGGCAUUAUGGGGCAGACAGUUCCCGGCGGUUUAUACUGCUCUCCAGGCACCUUGGCCCCCGGCAAUGCAGGCCACGAUGGACGACCUCCGAUCGCUUACGGUUCAUCGAGCGACGAGCAUACUCGCCAAAACCUAUGAAAAUGUUGCUGCUGAAGAUUUCUGCUCGUUUCUCGGUGUAAAUCCCCCCGAUGUUGAAAAAGCCUGUGCCGAAUUAGGAUGGAGAUUCGAAGCUGGAUACAUUUUCCCAACCGCGAAUGUGUCCUCAGAGAGCGAAGCGAUACCGUCAGAGCAACAACUGGCGAAAUUAACGGACUUUGUCAGUUUUCUGGAAUGCUGAGCUGAAUUUCUCUCAGGGGAAUUGAUUAUCUAUUAUUAUUUAUGUGCAUACAGAGAAUAAAACCAGGCUA